AUGGCGAGUUCGACCCAAGAAAGUGCCGAGAAGGAGAUCAAUGCUACAAAAGCAGAUGCCAACCAUCUAGAAGAAGCUGGGACAUCACAAGACGUUGACUUGAAGAGCAUUGAUAGGAAGAUUGAUCGAAAGUUUGACUUGCACAUCGUUCCUUGGGUUUUUGGUAUCUGGCUCUUUGCCUUUAUCGAUCGAAGCAACAUUGGCAAUGCGCGUAUUGAUGGUCUGGUCGAGGAUCUGGGGAUAGCACAAGGAACGGGUUAUAAUCUGGCCCUUUUGGUGUUUUACAUUCCGUACAUUCUCGUCGAUGUUCCGGCCGUCGUCGUACAGAGCAAUUGGAUCGUCAAGCGUCUCAAAGCAGGCUACUAUCUACCCGCUCUCAUCACGGCAUGGGGUAUAGUCUCGACGUUCCUGGGCUUUACAAAGUCACUGGCCGGUCUCAUUGUCGCAAGGCUGUUCCUCGGCGCCUUUGAGGGUGGCUUGCUCGGCGGCAUCGUCGUCUACCUCGCCAUGUUUUACCAGCGUCACCAGAUGCUACGCCGCAUUGGCUACUUUUACUGCGCGGCGCCGCUGUCUGGUGCUUUUGGCGGCCUGCUGGCCACGGGCUUGGCACAAAUCAGCUUCAAUGGGUAUAACCGAUGGCCUUGGAUCUUCUUCAUCGAGGGAAUCAUAACGACGCUCUUCGGUAUCCUCUGCUUCUUCACCAUGCCGCACACGCCCAUGGACGCCAAGUUCCUGAGCGACGAGGAGCGCCAGCGGGCCUUGUCACGACUUCAGCUAGAUAGCCACGGCGCGGUCAAGAGCGGCGACGUCAAUGAGGAGCAUUUCGAUUGGCAUUGGGUGCGAAUGGCUUUCAAGGCACCACAGCUGUGGUUUUGCUGCUUCAUAUGGUUCUUUCUCCUCAUUUCCCUUUAUAGCUUUUCCCUCUUCUUGCCUACCAUCAUCAGAGGCCUUGGCUAUCAAAAUACCAUUGCGCAGCUCUUCACAGUACCACCAAACAUGGCCGCCUUUUUCAUCGUCGUCGGGGCCUCCUUUCUCUCGGACCAUGUCAGAGCCCGCGGCCCGAUAAUGGCUGUAGGCUGCCUGGUUGCCAUUGGGGGAUAUAUAAUGCUUCUGGCCGCCAAGCAAAACUCGGUACGCUAUGGCGGGACGUUUCUGGUGGCCGUGGGGGUAUUUCCCAAUUCCGCCAUGAUCAUGGGCUGGCUGUCCAACAAUCUGGCACCACACUAUGUCAGAGCCACUGGAAUUGGAUUCCUCAUUGCGUUUGCCAAUUGUUCGGCCUUUGUUGCUACCUUUAUAUACCUAGAAAAGGAUGCGUAA
This is a messenger RNA of Pestalotiopsis fici W106-1, 1317 nucleotides long. RefSeq lists its product as uncharacterized. The transcript has 6 exons. The record is from RefSeq and is a predicted model, not a curated record. Gene Ontology annotation, cellular component: membrane. Bases 1 to 1317 code for a protein of 438 amino acids. Lineage: Eukaryota; Fungi; Ascomycota; Sordariomycetes; Amphisphaeriales; Sporocadaceae. Gene Ontology annotation, biological process: transmembrane transport. Gene Ontology annotation, molecular function: transmembrane transporter activity.